Xenopus laevis (African clawed frog) is the source of this 2415-nucleotide messenger RNA. Its product is annotated as guanosine-3',5'-bis(diphosphate) 3'-pyrophosphohydrolase MESH1. The record is from RefSeq and is a predicted model, not a curated record. NCBI's taxonomy places the organism in Eukaryota, Metazoa, Chordata, Amphibia, Anura, Pipidae. The transcript has 7 exons. The coding region runs from base 914 to 1453 and encodes 179 amino acids.
ACUACCAAUAAAAAAUGUUAAGUUUUUUCUCUAUUUGUCCUUGUUUGGAAAGGAGUCCCCCAUUCUAUCCGAUGCAAUACAGCAGAUCCCCUCCUACACUUCAUCAGCACAAACAGCACAUUUACUCCAGGGUUUUUUUUCUAGCAAUAUCAUUGUUAUCAAUAGAGAUCUGUCUCCCAAGCACAAUAUUGACAGCCCACAUGUCUGUUACAAUGAACACAACUAAAAGCAGAGUAUAUAGCUAACAAGAGAACAUAAAUAAUGUGCUAAUAUCACCCUGGCUGCCCAUAUUCAUCCACUCCCCCAUCUAGCUCCCAGCACAACCCACAGACACCGACUCCGUGGAGCACAAGGAUUAGCAAAGAAUAUGUUGAUGAGAAAGAGAUGAGCUCACAUCAGAGGGCGUCCUGUUCCUCAGCUCCAGCCGUAUCCUUCACCAUGAUGCCGUCCCUUCACCCAUCUCGGCCAGUGACUUCCAAACUCCCAAAACUGGGGAAGCCGGUUCUUGCAGAGAAUAAUCGACCCAACAAGGUGAGACAGAGGCUGAACAGCAAUCAACAGUUAUGUGGACCUGACAGGGGACUGAAGUAUAUCUUUCUCUUUGUAAAGACAGCAGAGCUGUGAUUGGCUACCCCUAGAUCCUACUGUUUCUCUGGGCUUGGACCGUUAGGAGUGCCCAUUAGUCAACUGUAAGAGACACGAAGCAGAGAGUUACUAUGGGGACCUCCAAUAAAAUGUCUUUUUGAAAGUGGACAGUACUUCAUAGCUCACGUGUGGAAGUCGCUUCCUCUAGCAAGGUUAUCCCUCACUGCCCCGCCCACAGCAAUCAGACAGAGAAGCACAGGCACAAGUAACAGAGAUCAACUUGCAGCCGAUAAGCAUUAGGUCCUCUUUUACUUUUUGCUGUGGCAAAAUGAGUUUGGAAGCUGCACUUAUUCUGGAAGCUGCAAAUUUUGCUGCAGAGAAGCACAAACAACAGAGAAGAAAGGACCCAGAGAAAACCCCAUAUAUUAACCACCCAUUAGGUGUCGCAAGAAUACUGUCUCACGAGGCUGAAAUAACAGAUACAGCAGUGCUCCAGGCAGCUCUGCUUCACGACACUGUAGAAGACACUAACACUACUUUUGCAGAAAUUGAGUUGCAUUUUGGACAAGAUGUACGUAACAUAGUAGAGGAAGUGACAGAUGAUAAGACUCUACCAAAGAUGGAAAGAAAGAAGCAGCAAAUUGCACACGCACCUCACUGCAGCCACAAAGCCAAGCUAGUGAAACUAGCAGACAAGUUAUACAACCUGCGAGACUUGAAACGCUGCACACCAGAAGGCUGGUCAGAAGAGAGAGUCCAAGAAUAUUUUCAAUGGGCAUCUGAAGUGGUGAGAGGAAUACGAGGUACAAAUUCCAUUCUGGAGGCAAAACUAGACCACUUGUUUAUAGAUCAAGGCAUUGCAGUCUAAUCCACGUUAUAUCUCCAGUUUGGAAAUGAUGGACUUGUUAAACUUUAAAUACACUGCUACACUGACGUUGGCUGGCAAUGGAUUUGGGAGUUGUAGUUUAUCUACAGCUGGAAGACUAUGAGGCAUCAAUCCUUAAUUUAAAGAUUUAAUUUCUACUUAUUAUAUAUUUUUUAAAGUGCAAAUGUAACCACUCUUGUAUUGUACAUUUUUAUUUUGGGGACAUUUAAUUGAUUGCAGAGCUGUUUACCUGGACAUUCACAGUGUUUUGUAUGCUAGGAAAUCUUAGUUCUGAUUGGGAAAUUAUUGUUCUUGUUUGGUUAAAAACUGUGUACUAAUUACAUAGAAGAUAUUACAUUUUAUGUUACAUUUCUCAAAAUGCAAGUUGAUGGAAUUAAUCUUCUCUUCUGUUUUACUCAUUUUUAAAGAUCACUUUAUUGGUUUGGAAGUUGGGUUAUAAAACAAAUUUAGGAUAAUAAUUUAAACAUUUUCUGUGGAGCUGGUUCUACAUUUAAAGGACUUAAUUCAGAGGUUCCACAAUUAAAUCAGUAGCUUUACAGGUGAAGGCAGUCACCCAACCACAACUGCUAUAGUUAUUUUGCAUAAAAUAAUCGUCUUUUUGAAAGUCCACUCCCACCCCUACACUGAUCUCCACGUCCACCAUGUUUAGUAAUGUCACUUCCAUCUAUGGCAAGAAGGUCAAUGUGGGGAAAUAUGCAGCAAUGCCCACUGGUCCCCCCUUUUAUUUGCUUUAGCCAUAGAAAUGACCUGUAAGCGGCCAAGUAAAAUGCUUAAGCUGAAGUCAUUGCUGUGUGCUAUUAAAGGGAUGUUAUACCCAAAUUUCUAUCAAAACAUGCUGUAAGGGGGAACGUGGACAGACCUAAAAUCAUUGUUGCCCCUGAUAAAUAUGCACCGGAGGCAUUGUUCUAUUCAUGCUUCAUGGUAAAUAAAACACCCUGAUGCUA